UGGUGCUCGGCCAAAACACGUAUCGAUUUGUGUGCAAAGAAAAGUCAUUAAAUAAACAAUAAACCAUUAUGACUAACGUUUAAUGCACCGGAUCUCCUUUCUUGUGCUUAUAUAUGAACCAUCGCUGAUGCCGACUAUUCAAAGAAUACAGAUUGGGUAUCUAAAUUGACACGGAAAUUGGGAGAAAAGUGGAUUUCCAUGACAUGUUUUUUUAGAUGACUGACAAAAGUGACAGAUGAUCAGAUCUGGAGUCUUUAGAACGCGAAUAAUCAUAAUGCCAGGUGUCAACGCUAAGUCAAGUGAGACUGCUGUGAAAAGUUUAUGAUUUUCUGAAGGAUUGAACCAAUUAUUAGAGUGUAUCUUGACGCAAACACACCGGAUCUUCAGCCGCAAUGGCAGGGGUGGAGACUGCGAAUGAGCCUGCCCAACAUGAUAUGGAACGAACUGAUUCCAUGAGCUCAAUCGAUAAAGAGAUAGAUUUACUGAUGAGAGAUGGAGAAACUGAGGACACGGCUACGGACUCACAGGAAGGAGGUCAGGAUGAACGUUAUUCCAGAUCAGAGUCCAGACGAGAAGAGCCAGCGUCACAGUAUCCAUUGAACGAGGAAAGCACAGAGAGACAUGAAACGGUCAUUGGGAACGAAGAAUAUGAACAUGAAACAGCCUCAGAUGAUGAGUUGUCGGACGAGCAGAAGCUCCUUGAGUUGGAGUUACAGAAGCUGAAGGAUGAGGGUUUCCUGCCGAUGGACGAUCCGCCGGAGUACGACAUCGCCAGCCGAGUUCGAGAGUUAAACGAGCAGCUCAGGGCAGAGGGAGAGAUCCCAGAGAGGACAGAUCGUAAGGUAACGUUCAGUGAGAAGGUUAUCGCGGUCGAGUUUCAUGACGAUGAGGAGGAUUUUGAAACGGAACCGGAUGUCGAGAAUGAUAACACCGCAAGUGAAAAUGUAGACAGUGAAGCAGCACCAUCCUCAGAAGUCGUCACAGAUCCAAAUGACAUUGAGGUCGCGAAGCUAACACUGGACGAUGAGGAAAAAGCAUCUGAAAUUGAAACAAAAGACAGUGACAAUCAGAGAAGCUCAAAGAGUAACGGACAAAGCCCAAGAGGGCCUGAUGAGAAGAUACUGAUCGAGAGGGAUGGUAAGUUUGAAUUAAUCAACGUUAAAGACCUCAGCUAUGAUGAGAGACAGUCUAUGGGACUUGAAGUAUUACCAGACGAGACCGAUCAACGUAAAAAAGAUCCGGUUACCCCGAACGGCCACGGUGACGCCCCCAUCCCAGAAGAAACCACACCUCACGAGACGACAAACCAGCUACAGCCAACGCCUCCAUCUAAGCCUCGUCCAUCGACGGCGACAGACAACACAGGGCUGCAUCGGACGCAGCUUCCACCCCGACGGAUCCAGUCAGCGCGCACGCAGAGAGAGUCCACCACGUCAUGGUCAGUGACUUACACCGGGCACAGUAAGUACGGCUUGACACCAGAGCAGAAGGAACACAAGAAAGAGCAGCUGAGAGCGAGAAUGCAGAAGGAGCAGGAGGAGAGGAAAGCCGCUGAGGAAGAGCAACGCAAGAAACAAGAGGAGGCAGAGAGUGCCUUCCAGGCGUGGCUGCAGAACAAACAAGACAGUCAGAAGCAGAGGAGGCAGUCUGAGAAAGACCAGAAGAGGCAUGGCGGAGAGAAGGAUCAGGGCAACACCGAUGACAACUAUCAGGACUGGCUUCAGAUGAAGCAGAGCCAGGCCAAGCGAGAGAGAAAACUCCGGAAACAAGCAGAGCAGGAGAAGGUCAACGGGUUCUAUAUACGCGACCGCAAAGAUUGUGACCAGGCCUUCAAACAAUGGGUGAGGUCGAAAAAUGAUCAACUCCGCAAAGAGCGUUCCCUAAAGAGAUCUAAUGCCAGCAUCAGCAAACAGCUCGCUCAACAAUCGAGGAAAUCCAAGAACCUAGCCAAGGCUCUGGAAACGGCACAGAUUUAUAGAUACACAGACUGGUAUGGCUACAGAUUCUAAACUCUUAAAUAUUUGGCAUGAUUCAAUCAUUGGUGUCUCAAAGGACCAGAUUUAUUCCAAAGGUUUCCGGGGGGUCGAUUUCUCAAAGAGUUAGGACUAGUGCUAACUUAGGACAUAGUCCUAGGAGAUAUUAAAAACAU
Molecule: messenger RNA, 2149 nt
Organism: Asterias rubens (European starfish)
Lineage: Eukaryota; Metazoa; Echinodermata; Asteroidea; Forcipulatida; Asteriidae
Product: coiled-coil domain-containing protein 181-like
Exons: 5
Coding region: 393-2009 (538 amino acids)
Molecular function (GO): microtubule binding
Source: RefSeq, a predicted model, not a curated record